Phoenix dactylifera (date palm) is the source of this 4537-nucleotide messenger RNA. Its product is annotated as long chain acyl-CoA synthetase 4-like. Gene Ontology annotation, biological process: fatty acid metabolic process. Gene Ontology annotation, cellular component: membrane; endoplasmic reticulum. NCBI's taxonomy places the organism in Eukaryota, Viridiplantae, Streptophyta, Magnoliopsida, Arecales, Arecaceae. Gene Ontology annotation, molecular function: long-chain fatty acid-CoA ligase activity. The record is from RefSeq and is a predicted model, not a curated record.
UGUGAGAAUUCUGGGUGGAAGGGGAAAAAGAAGUUGUCGGUGUUGUUUCUCUUAUGAGCCUUUUGAAUGCAUCUAUGAAUUUUUUUUUUCAUAAAAUACAAUUUGUGUGCUUGUUAAGAAAGGAAAACUUGUCGAUGAUAUAGGCUUCACAUCAUGUAAGAAGGCUUCAUCCUUGGUGCAUGACAAUGUAAUGCAAGUAUGGAGCAUGCGCAGGGCCAGCCAUGCAAUGGUGAAACCUGAUAUUUUUUCCCUAGAAGUGCUUUUGGAUUAAAUAAAUUCACUGCCGUGAAAGCAAAAUAGACUUUGCCUAUGUCUCUGUGAAAGUAGCCAAUUCCUACUAUCGAGUGUAUCUAUCAAUAAAAGGGUAGUUUCAAGUGUUUUUAUCAAGUAGAUAAGCUUCUUGGAUGGUGCAGGACAAAGACAUUCUGGUUAUAUAUAGGAGAGAGGGGCUGCAUUGAAGCAAACUCAGACAUCACAUUGGUAGAAGGUAAAGCAAAUAAAAAUGGCAUUAUGAAGUGCAAGAGACACCAAAGGUGGCUUUUGAGAUAUUGAGGAAUUUGGAGUCAUGUUAAAGCGCCUACCUGGAAAUGUAGUUGGAGGAGAGGGAAAAUUGAAUCAUUCAGCAAGGAAAGAUUUCAAGAGCUUGCUUUGAUAUGUAUAAGUUGUAAAGAAUUUUCUGAAGAUCCAGAUCCCAGAUAAGGCUUAUUUUCUAGUUUGGGCAAUUAUUAUUUCUCCGCUUAGAUUAUGACAAGUUGAAACAUUGAACAGCAUUUUCCUGCUCAAAUUACAGGUUGUUUCAUGUAGUCAUUAGUGCAUGGCUACCUACAAAGAAAGAACUAACGACCAGUCAUGAUUCUUUUGGAAGUCCCAAUAUUAAAGAUUCAUUCACAAUUUUAGUUUCUUCUUUUGAGUUGUUAUUUCCCUCAAAUAUUGAAAGCCAGCUUCUGUGUAAGCUGCCAUUGAAUUUUAGAAAUGUUGCUUGGAGGUGCAAGCAGGGGUGGCAAUGGAUUGCUCUAUGGGCUCAAAGUGCAAGGUGCCACUGGGUUGUGGAAUGAUAAUAACUGAUGCAUUAUAAUGACUUUAUAUGUUGACGUGUUUAGCAUGUAGCAACUACAAUAGUACAUUUUGCAUGUGGCAACUACAAUAGUAAACUUAACAUGUGGCAACUACAAUGGUAAAUUAUGAUGGAAUAGGGUAAUAUAAAUCCUCAGAAUAUGUGGUUCUGUUAUUUAUAUUUCCUCAUAAUUGAUCUCUCUGAAUCCUUUGUCUCAUUGAGUAAUUGAGAUGAUUCUGUUCCAGUAUAUGGGAGUAACGUCUAGUCUUCCUUGUUGCCAAUGCAAAUCCCAAACAAACAGGCUCUUGAGCAUUGGGCUGAAGAGAAUGGAAUGAGUGGAGAUUAUCCUGUCCUCUUUAGAAUCCAGAGCCGAAGAAAUAUUGGCGGGCUAUCAAAGAUUGCAAAAGCAAAGAAGUUGAAAGGUUUUGAGUCCAUAAAAGCUGUUCACCUUGAACCAGUAGCAUUUGAAGCGGCCACAUUUGCUCGAGUACUGCCAUUAUUUGUAGCAAGAGGAUGUUGUCCAACUCCCUGUUGUCUGGGAUUUUUUGCUUGUGUUGCCUGCUUAAUGAUGGUUUUGCAGCAAUCUGAUUGUCUGUUAAACCGCUCAUGAUUCUUCCAAGACAAAAGAAGCUGUCUUUUUUUUUAGAGAAUCUGAUUGUCUGGUGGAAGCCUUAAUUUGCGAGAAGCCUUGUGCCGCCCAUUCCAUACAAUUUAUUUUGUAAAGUACGUCUUUUUAACUGUGCCGAGGUUCUUCAGAAAAAUCCCACCCGUCUGUUUCAGUCAUUAGUUUUAUUUUAUUUUAUUUUAUUUUGUGUUAUCAUAUCGGAACUCAUCCAGAUCCCGCGUUUUUUCACGCAUCUCCUGUCCAUGAUUUUAUCCAUCUGUAUGCAAAACGCUUGAUAAAAACUCCAAACUCAGCUCAUUAGUCUUGUGCCCCAUUUUGCUUCUCCGUCAAGCCGCCCAUCAGAUCUCGGUCUUCGCCCUUAAGAACUUGGGCUAAAACGCCAGGCGUUGGACCAACAGUCCAACACCUGCUUUCCUUCAUCCCGUACGUAGUAAUGGAAAAAACCAACGGCCCUUUCCGCCAACAAGAAGGAGAAAAGCGGUGGGCAUAUCUCCGCAACUGCGGUAUGCUUCAAAUCCGUAACUGCCUUCGCUUGUGUCUCCCUGAGUUUGAUUCGGGAAUCAGGCGUGGACAAUCGGAGAGAGUUCGUGUUGGAGAUGAAGCACCUCGUGGAGGUGGAGGAGGGGCGGGAGGGCAGCGACGGUGGGCCCUCCGUCGGCCCCGUCUACCGAAGCGUCUUCGCCAAGGACGGCUUCCCACCGCCCAACCCGGGCUUGGAGAGCUGUUGGGAUGUUUUCCGCAUGUCUGUGGAGAGGAAUCCAAAGAAUCGAAUGCUUGGGCGUCGCGAGUUCAUCGAUGGGAAGGCGGGUAAAUAUAUCUGGUUGACUUACCAAGAAGUAUAUGACAUUGUGAUGAAAGUUGGGGCUUCCAUUCUCUACUGUGGAGUAAAGCAGGGUGGUCGUUGUGGCAUCUAUGGUGCCAACUGUCCUGAGUGGGUCAUCGCUAUGGAGGCUUGCAAUGCUCAUGGAAUUUACUGUGUUCCCCUGUAUGAUACCCUUGGCGCUGGUGCGGUAGAAUUCAUUAUAUGUCACGCUGAGAUUCAGAUUGCUUUUGUUGAAGAAAAGAAGAUUGUGGAGUUGUUGAAAACCUUACCCAAUUCAACCAAGUUCCUGAAAACAAUUGUAAGUUUUGGGAAAGUCUCUCAUGAGCAGCGAGAAGAGGUUGAAAAGUUUGGUUUAGCAAUAUAUUCUUGGGAGGAAUUUUUGCUUGUGGGAGAAAAUCAACAACUUGAUCUUCCAGUGCAUGAAAAACAAGAUAUAUGUACAAUAAUGUACACCAGUGGAACAACAGGCGACCCUAAGGGUGUAAUGAUAUCCAAUGAAAGCAUUAUUACGCUUAUUGUUGGUGUGGAUUGGCUGCUUCAUUGUGUAAAACAGCAGUUGAAUGAUAGGGAUGUUUAUCUAUCAUAUCUGCCUUUGGCGCAUUCUUUUGAUCGAGUGAUUGAGGAAUUGUUUAUUUUUCAUGGGGCCUCAAUUGGAUUUUGGCAUGGGGAUGUCAAACUAUUAGUUGAAGAUAUCGGAGAGCUCAAACCAACUGUCUUUUGUGCCGUUCCACGUGUACUGGAUCGAAUCUAUUCAGGUCUGCAAGAUAAGAUUUCUUCAGGCGGCUUUCUGAAGCAAGCUUUGUUCCAUUUUGCUUACAAAUACAAACUACAUAACAUGAAGAGGGGAAGUAAACAUGAUGAGGCAUCUCCAGUUUUUGAUAAAAUAGUUUUUAAUAAGGUGAAACAAGCGUUUGGUGGGAAUGUACGACUCAUCCUGUCUGGAGCAGCUCCUUUAGCUACCCAUGUUGAAGCCUUUUUACGGGUGGUAACAUGUGCGCAUGUUUUACAGGGCUACGGUCUGACGGAAACUUGUGCGGGAACAUUUGUGUCACUACCAAAUGACUUUGCAAUGGUUGGAACUGUGGGUCCUCCAGUGCCAAAUGUUGAUGUGCGCCUUGAGUCUGUUCCUGAAAUGGGAUAUGAUGCCCUCUCAAGCAUACCCCGUGGAGAAAUCUGCAUCAGGGGAAAAACCUUGUUCUCAGGAUAUUAUAAAAGAGAAGACCUUACAAAUGAAGUUAUGAUUGAUGGGUGGUUUCAUACAGGAGAUAUUGGAGAAUGGCAACCAGAUGGAAACUUAAAGAUUAUUGAUAGGAAGAAAAAUAUCUUUAAACUUUCGCAAGGAGAGUAUGUUGCAGCUGAAAAUCUGGAGAACAUCUAUGGUCUUGUUCCCGAUAUAGACUUUAUAUGGAUAUAUGGGAAUAGCUUUGAGUCUUUCCUUGUUGCCAUUGUAAAUCCCAAUAAACAAGCUCUGGAGAAUUGGGCUGGAGAAAAUGGUAUCAGUGAAGAUUUUCCUGCCCUCUGUGAAAAUCCCAAAGCUAAAGAAUACAUCCUUGGGGAACUUACAAAGAUUGCCAAAGCAAAGAAGUUGAAAGGUUUCGAGUUCAUAAAAGCUGUUCACCUUGAUCCUGUACCAUUUGACAUGGAACGUGAUCUGCUUACCCCAACCUACAAGAAGAAGCGGCCACAGUUGCUCAAGUACUACCAGACGGUUAUUAACAGCUUGUACAAGAGCACCAAGUGAUCAACCAGCUGAUCAGACAGGAGUAUAUGAUCAACAGAUCUGCUGCUGCUGCUGUCUCUUUGGUUUUAGCGUGUAUAGACUAUCAGUUGGUUUAUUAAUAUUCUUGAACUUGUUUAUUUCAUAUUUCCAAACAGUUGUUUAUUAACCUACGUGUACAUGCUUGGAUGAAAGCACUCUCCUUUUGAGGGUUUUGAAGAUUAUGUGCAUGUUGAUGAUCUAAAUAACUGUUCUUGGUGAACAAAAUGUGAUGGAUUGCUGCCAUUGAGAAUUCAUAUUCAUCCUUCUGUUGGAUCA